Molecule: messenger RNA, 5191 nt
Organism: Microplitis demolitor
Lineage: Eukaryota; Metazoa; Arthropoda; Insecta; Hymenoptera; Braconidae
Product: ras GTPase-activating-like protein IQGAP1
Exons: 4
Coding region: 99-5072 (1657 amino acids)
Biological process (GO): regulation of actin cytoskeleton organization; regulation of GTPase activity
Cellular component (GO): cytoplasm
Molecular function (GO): GTPase activator activity; actin filament binding; calmodulin binding
Source: RefSeq, a predicted model, not a curated record
AAAUUAGAGGACAUAACGUCCCUCGUGUUAUUUCAGUGCGACAUUUUGUGAAAUUUAAUAGUAUUUUUGGUGGUUAUCACGUUGGAGCAUUUGCAAAAAUGACGGGCGUUACAGCCGAGUCAAUUAUUCCAAAUAAUGGUUUGGACAGUCGUAAAUCAGCAGAGGAAAUGGAUGAACAAAGACAGAAAACUCUAGCUUAUGAAUAUUUAUGUCACCUAGAGGAAGCUAAAAUAUGGAUGGAAGCAUGUCUAAGAGAAAAAUUACCUUCAACAACUGAACUUGAAGAGAAUUUAAGAAAUGGAGUUUAUUUAGCCAAGUUGGCACAUUUUAUGGAUCCAGAGUCUUGGCCAUUGAAUAAAAUUUAUGAUAUCGAUCAAAAAAGAUAUAAAAUUGCUGGUCUACAAUUCAAACACACCGACAAUAUAAAUUACUUUAUCGAGUGUUUGAAAUCAAUGCAAUUGCCACUGAUAUUUCAACCUGAAACAACAGAUAUUUACGAUAAAAAAAAUAUGCCAAGAGUAAUUUAUUGUAUACAUGCCUUGAGCACACAUUUGUUUAAAUUAGGCAAAGCACCACAGAUUCAAGAUUUAUAUGGAAAAGUUAAUUUCACUGACGCUGAAAUAGAUACCGUGAGUAAAGAGCUUCAAAAGUAUGGAAUGCAAAUGCCAUCAUUCCAAAAAAUUGGUGGUUUAUUGCUACACAGCAUGGCUGAAGAUACGGCAGCACUUCAUGCUGCUGUGAUUGCUAUAAAUCAAGUGUUGACAACAUCCGAUCGUAAUUUAUUAUUACAAGUAUUAUUGAAGCCUGUUGCUAAGUUAAAAAAUGUUAAUUCUGAAUUAAUAGAUAUUUAUUUUGAAACUUUAUCACAAGCUAAAGAAGACAAAAUCGAAGCUGCUUUUAAUAGGUCAUUAAAUGACAGCUACAUUCCUGAUGUAUAUGAUGAAUUAUUAACACCUGCUGAAAUACAAGGACAUAUCAAUAAUGUUAAUUCAUUAGAGGCAUUCCAAAAGCUCAUUAAAUCACUUGAUAAUGAUGAUGAUGAUGAAUUUUUUAAAUGUUUAAAGAACCCCGGACUACAGCUACAAAGAAUUUCUGCGAAAAAUCUUAAACAAUAUAAAAAUGGAUUAGUUUCAUUUAUUGAGAAAUUUUCCAAAGAACACGAUUUUAUUGAAGAUACCAUACGCUGGCAGUAUUUAUUGCAGAAAGAAAUAGACGAAAUAAAUGAUAAUGAAUCUAAAAAUAUUAAAAUAAAUAAUAUUGUCAAAUCAUUAAAUUCAGCUCUUGAUAAUGAUUCACAAGAAUUAUUUUAUUCGGCAUUGAUGAGUCCUCAUUUAGGUAUCAGCGGGUCUAUUGAUGAAUUUGCAUUGCCACUUUAUUAUGAAGAGAUGAAAAUAGAUCGUAUUGAAUCUGAAUGUGAUAUUUGUUAUCAAGAUAUUUUAGUAAGUAUACGUGUAUUGACAGCUAUUGCAUCUAUUUCAAAAGCUAUCGAUACAAAUAAUCCAGACUUAGUAUUCGAAGCAUUAUCGAAUCCUGAAACACAAAUUUCAAAUCUUGAUAAAAAUAAUAAAGUCAAAUAUUAUCAUUCAUUGACAAUGGUACGACAUGAUAAGUUGAUAAAUAAUAAUAAUAAAUGUCCAAUAUUGACAUAUAUCGAUAUACAAGAAACAAUCGAUUUAGUUAAUCAGCAAUGUCAAAAUGAUGAUAAAGCAAUUGAUGGAUUACGAUUAUUAAAUAAAGCUGUUUUAGAAAAUAAUAAAACAGAUAUAAUAGUGGCGUUGAAAAAUAAUUUAUUAGAUCCUACGAUUCCAAUUAUGGAAGACGACGCGAUAUUAUAUUUACGAUUAUUUAAACAAUGUUUAGAUGAAAUAAAUGACGAGAGGUCAGAAUUAUGGCUCGAAGAUGUUGAUCUCGUUAGCAAAAUUAUCGUUGAAGAAGUAACACAUGUGCAAAAUGUAUUUCAUGUGUUGACUAAAAUCAACAAUGCAUUAGAUGAUAAUGAUUUUAAUUCAACAAUUAAAUGUAUUAAAAGCGCCAAUUUUAAAAUAAUUGAAAAACACUGUGACAAAUAUUUUGAAUACUUAAAAAAUUUAAAAGAUUAUAAAAAAAGAGAGUACAAUUGUUCUUACAUUUGUUACGUGACACCUCGUGGUAUUGAGGCUUUUAUUGAUCUUGAUAAAUUAACAUACUCAUGGAACAAACCAAAACAUAUAACCGAAAGUCAUUUUAUUACGCUUGAAGAUAUUGACGAAAUAGUAACUGUUGUUGCUAAUGAUGAGUAUAAUUUAUCAUCCGAUAUACUUAAUCAACAAGCUAUAAUUAAUUUUCAAGCAUUAGCACGCGGUUAUUUGCUAAGAACAAAAAUGUCACAACGUUUGACAUAUUUUUACGAUAAUAUUGAUUAUGUUGUUAAAAUUCAAGCUUGGUGGCGAGGAAUAAAACACCGUCGUAUUUAUCUCAAUAUGUUAAAUCAAAAACAUAAUGAAAAAUGUUUAAAAGAAGAAGAAGAAGCAGCAGCAGAAGAAGAAAAAGAAAAAAGUAAAUCAAUAAUCAGCACACCAGCAGUACCAACAGAUCCAAUUGAUUAUUAUAAACGUUAUGAAGAUAAAAUAAUCAAAAUUCAAUCAUUCUGGCGAGGUAGGAAAGCACGUAGAGCAUUCAUUUCACUUUUACGUAUGGAUAAACCACCAUUUCCUGUAGUACGUCAUUUUUCAACGGUAUUAAAUUUCAAUGCUGAGGAUUAUGAUAAAGAUCUUCAAUUGCAGCAACUUAAACAUGACGUUGUUAAGACAAUAAAAUAUAAUGAAAAUUUAUCACAACAAUUAAAUAGUAUGGAUAUUAAAAUUGGACUAUUGAUACAAAAUAGAAUAACAUUGCAAGAUGUAAUAGCACAUGGGAAAAGUUUAGAAAGUCUUGCUAAAGAAAAAAAUAAUAAUAGAUCGCGUAAGAAUUCAUUUUCCGAGGCUUCAACUUAUAAGGGAUUGAAAUCACUUACUAAAGAAGGAAGAAAAAUGUUGGAAGGAUAUCAGCAUCUUUUUUAUGCAUUACAGACAAACCCGAAAUAUUUAGCUAAAUUAUUAUUUCUUUUACCACAAAGUAAAUCAAAUAAAUUUUUACAAAACGUCAUUCUUACAUUAUAUAAUUUUGGUUCAAAUAUAAGAGAAGAGUAUUUGUUACUUAAAUUAUUUGGCAAAGCAUUGCAGGAAGAAAUAAGAUCGAAAUUUCAAAAACCAUCGGAAGUUGUUACUGGUAAUCCAUUGGUACUAAAAAUGGUUGUAAAUUAUGCGCGAAAAUUAAAUGGACAACGAGCGUUAAGACAAAUAUUAGGUCCAGUUAUUGAAAAAGUAUUGGCCGACAAAACAAUAAGUAUUGAAACAAAUCCAGUUGAUAUUUAUAAAUGUUGGAGAAAUCAAUUGGAAAUGAAAACUGGGGAGACAUUAAAUUUACCUUACUCAGUAACAGAACAACAGGCAUUAAAUUAUGAACAAGUACGUAAUAAAUUAUCUGCUGGAAUAAAAGUUCUUAAAAAUACAGUAUUAGAAUUUUUGAAAAGAAUAACAGAAUCACGUAAUUUGAUACCCUAUGGCAUGCUUUAUAUAUCUAAAGUACUCUAUAAUACGUUGGUAGAAAAAUUUCCAAAUGCACCUGAAAAAGAUAUACUGAAAGUUGUUGGCAAUUUGAUAUACUAUCACUUUAUAAAUGCAGCAAUAGUAGCACCAGAUGCUUUUGAUAUUAUAACAUUACCAAUUGACGAAUCAUUGUCGAAUGAUCAAAGAAGAAAUUUAGCAAGUAUUGCUAAAAUUUUACAAUUUGCAGCUUCUAAAAAAGGAUUUGGUGAAGAAGCAACUCAUUUAGUAGGUUUAAAUCCAUUUAUAAUUGAUUGUCAUGAAAAAUUUAAAGACUUUUUCCGUUCAUGCUGUCAAAUUGAAGAACUAGAUCAACAUUUCAAUAUACAUGAGUACACAGAAGCAACACUUAUACAUAAACCUGAAAUAUAUAUUUCAGUUCAGGAAAUUUGUGACACUCAUUCACUGGUAUUAGAGUAUCAAUAUGAUAUAGCUCCUGAUCCUAAUGAUCAGUUACACAAAUUAUUAGAUGAUUUACAACCAUCUGCACCAACAGUUGCCUCUCUGAUGGGUGUUACGGACCCAAUAUGUGAUUCAACAUUAACUCGUAUGGGCAAAACGGAAGUAUGUUUAGUACUCACUAAUAAAUUUCAAGUUCCCGAUGAUGAUGAUCAGAGUUUGAAAAAGUUAUUUAUUAAAACGAAAGAAUUAUUAGUAUCGGUAAUACAAUUUUUAAAAGGUGACACGCUUGUCAGUGCACUAGAAUCAACAUCAUCACCAAUUCAGGAAAAACUUUAUGAUGCUAAAUUUACAAAUGCAUCUGUUGUGACAAAUACAAGUACUAUAUACAGAAACAGUUCAUCAUUGAAUGAUUGCAAGUAUCAAUUACGUGCAUAUUUGGCGAAAUUAGAGCAUGGCAAAUUUGUAACGCGGACAGACGGCUAUCAGAGCAUCAUAACAGCAGUUGCUAAAGAUUUAUGUAAUAAAGGAAAAUAUCGGAUGAUUAGAAACAAAGAACUGCAAGCAUUGAGAACAACAAGACAGCGUUUACAGGAAAAAACUAAAUAUUAUGCUGAACAAGUACAGUAUUACAAUGAAUAUACACAACGUUGUUUAGAAAAUCUUCAUACGGGAAAGGGUACAUUACGUGCUGUCAAAAUACAACAGAAAAAUUCGAAUAAUAAUCAUGCCAAUUUAAAAUCCAAGAAAACUCUCAAGUACUCGGCAACAAAACUAGCAGAAAAAGGAGUGCUGUUGGAAAUAGACGGUCUUACUCAAGGGCAAUUUAAAAAUGUUUCUUUUGAAAUAACACCAACAGAGCACAGUGGUUUGUUUACGAUAAAAGGUAAAUUUAUGGGCGUUGAAAUGGAAAAAAUAGAAAUAGAUAUACAAAAAUUAUUAGAGCUACAAUUUGAGGGCGCGCCUAUUAUGAAUCUCUUUGACAAAGCUAAAAUAAAUGUUAAUCUACUAUUGUAUUUAUUGAAUCGUAAAUUUUAUGGUAAAACUUAAACUUAAAUAUUUAAUAAUCGUAAUGCGUAAUUAGUUAUUAUUUUUUUUAUAUUAUCAAUCAAAUAUUAUGUGACAGUAAAAAGUAUGUAAUUAUUAAUAACAUUAACAAUUGAAUUUAA